Molecule: messenger RNA, 872 nt
Organism: Galdieria sulphuraria
Lineage: Eukaryota; Rhodophyta; Bangiophyceae; Galdieriales; Galdieriaceae
Product: tRNA (guanine-N7-)-methyltransferase
Exons: 3
Coding region: 141-848 (235 amino acids)
Biological process (GO): RNA (guanine-N7)-methylation; tRNA methylation
Cellular component (GO): tRNA methyltransferase complex
Molecular function (GO): tRNA (guanine(46)-N7)-methyltransferase activity
Source: RefSeq, a predicted model, not a curated record
UACUAUUUGUAAAGUUACCGAUAGCUGUUUCAACGUCGUCAUUCUACAUUCGGAUGGUUCACUUCAAGAAGAUGACUAGUUGGUUAGUUGGUUGGUUGGGAAACAUUCCACUUUGUAAUUACGGAUAAAGCUGAUUCCUUAUGGCUAGUUUUGUAACUAGUAAAAGAGACUUUCGAGCUAGAGCACAUAGCAAUCCUCUCAAUGAUGCCGAGUUUCUGGUGCCUGAGGAUCCUCUUCGUUUUGAUUGGUCACCUUUUAUUCCUGAUGUAGGCAGUCAUCCUAUUGACUAUGUCGAUUUAGGUUGUGGUUAUGGUGGCUUAUUGUGUGAGCUAUCCAUUGCGUUUCCAAACAAGUAUAUGUUGGGUAUGGAGAUUCGAGAUAGAGUAGCUUCUUAUUGUGUCACCAAGUUGGAAGAGUUGCGUCGUUUGAAUAGCAAAGGAUAUCGAAAUAUUGGCUUUAUUCGAACCAAUUGUAUGAAAUUCUUACCAUUUUAUUUUCCUCCGUCGAGUGUAGAAAAGUUUUUCAUAUGUUUUCCUGAUCCUCACUUCAAGAAGAAGAAACAUCGUCAACGUUUGGUGAGUUUAAGGUUUUUAUCAGAAGCUGCCUAUUGUUUACGACCAGGUGGUAUGAUUUAUAUAGUAACUGAUGUGGAGGAAUUAUUUGCGUGGAUGACCAAUUUGUUCGCACAACAUCCUUUGUUUUUGACGAUGGACAAAGAACUUGUGAAGCAACAAGAUGUUCUUCUUCCUUAUCUAUUGAAUCAUACGGAUGAAGCUCAAAGAAUGAAACGUCGAGGACAAGACACUCCAUAUUGGAAUGUCUUUCAACGAAAAACUGUGUUUUGUUAGGAAAACCGAAAUAGAGAUAUAUGC